AUAAAUGUCCGCCAGAUUUGAAAGGAUGCCAAGCACACAAGAAGCAAACUAAUGACAAGGCAGAAAAGUCCUAUACGAGCAGGGAAUUGCAAUGAAGGUGCGGGGGAGAGCUGGCCGGGUGGACUGAUAGUUGGGCGAGCUUCAGAGCUUCCCAGGCAGCAACGCCUGCGUACUGCUUUUUGUCUUGACUGACGUUCUCCCACCGCUCCUGCCCUACUUCUUAUAACAGCAGUCAAUUAAUUCAUCGCUCGUUUUCUACCAAAUCUGCAACCUCAGCGUGUUUCAUAAGUGUGCAAUUGAAGACUCCAUAAUGGAACCGAAUGAACCAGCAAAAAUGGCCACCGAGAAGAAAUACUUCACCAUGCUCGAAAACCACCCUGAAGUCUUCACCACACUCGCUCACACCCUCGGCCUCCCCCCUUCCAUCACCUUCCACGACAUCUACUCCUUCUCCCCCCCAGCCCUCACCCACAUCCCCCGCCCCUGCCUCGCCCUCAUAGCCAUCAUUCCCCUCACCCCCUCCUGGGCCCUCGACCGCCAAUCCGAAGACGCCCGUCUCGGCGACCCCAAAACCUACUACCACGGCAACAGCAACCCCUCCUCCUCAGCCCCCAUAAUAUGGUUCAAACAAACCAUCGGCGACGCCUGCGGCUCCUACGCCCUUCUCCACUGCUCUAUCAACGGCCCCGCCGCCUCCCUCAUCCAUCCCGGCAGCACCCUCGAUCAAAUUCGCAAGGACGCAGCCCCGUUGCCAAGAGAAGAACGUGCAGAAUUAUUGUACGACAACAAGGCAUUUGAAGAGGCCCACCAAUCCGUAGCGGCAAUGGGCGAUACCGCCGAGCCAAGAGACAGGUCUGUAGGGCUAGGCCAACAUUUCGUCGGUUACGUCAAAGCAAACGGACGGCUCUGGGAGUUGGAAGGGAGCAGAGAGGGUCCGUUGGACAGGGGUGAGCUAGGAGAUGACGAAGACGUCCUAAGCCCCAAGGCGUUGGAGUUAGGUCUGGGUAGGAUAAUCAAGUUGGAACACGAGUCUGGUGGGCAAGACUUGAGGUUUAGUUGUAUUGCCAUGGCACUGAAAGACGAGCAAUCCGAGUAGAGUCAAGCUCUCGUACGUACUAUCAAUCUUACUACUGAUGUAUGCUUCUCUAUUGCUGCUUUCAAGGCACAUGUUCUCCAUCCCAUCAGCCACGAGGCCCAGAAGGUCCGCC
Podospora bellae-mahoneyi is the source of this 1208-nucleotide messenger RNA. RefSeq lists its product as uncharacterized. The transcript is spliced from 2 exons. The record is from RefSeq and is a predicted model, not a curated record. The coding region runs from base 311 to 1096 and encodes 261 amino acids. Gene Ontology annotation, cellular component: cytoplasm. NCBI's taxonomy places the organism in Eukaryota, Fungi, Ascomycota, Sordariomycetes, Sordariales, Podosporaceae. Gene Ontology annotation, biological process: ubiquitin-dependent protein catabolic process; protein deubiquitination. Gene Ontology annotation, molecular function: cysteine-type deubiquitinase activity.